UUUCAAUCCAAAUCCAUGCCCAGAUAUUUGUUUUUGUCUACCACCCACUCCAAUUAAUAAGUUGGUUUAACUCUAGAUUCAGCAAAAUGUUAAUCAUAAAGUCUCAAGCAUCUAUUUUCUAAGGAGUAAUUAUAAAAGGCAGUUAAAAAAAACUAAUUCCUUCAUUUAGGUUACUUCAAUUUUGCACCUCAAAUUGCAGAAUUGUCUCAGAGUAAUUCAGGAUCGAAGCUAGGGUUUGCAAGUUGUGUUCUUCGAAGCUAAUUUUCUGGUAACAAUGGCGAUUGAAGAUGAUCAAGUGAAUGAUUCUACUGCUCCUACUCGUACUGCCACAGCUACGACUUUAGAAAAUGGCAAUUUUGUGACCAGCUCCUCAUUUCCUGCCGUCGAUCACAAUCAUCCUCUGUACCUACAGCCCACUGACACACCAGGUAGUUCUCUGAUCUCUCUUCGGCUUACUGGAUCUGAUAACUACGCCUUGUGGAGUCGCGCAAUAAGAAUUGGCUUGUUAGGUAAAAGCAAGUUAGGAUUUGUUGAUGGUAGGUUUCCUAAGUCUAGGUUUGAACCUGAACUUCAUGAUCUAUGGGAGAAAGUGAAUGCUAUUGUUUUGUCAUGGAUAAUGAAUGUUGUGAGGCCGGGUUUGUUGAGUAGUGUCUUAUAUGCAUCUAGUGCUCAUAAAGUUUGGGAAGAUUUAAAGGAGAGAUUUGAUAAAGUUAAUGGCUCCAGAAUUCUGUACCUACACAGAGAAGUUCACACCUUAACUCAGGGAGUUAUGACUGUGACUGAUUACUUUUCAAAACUAAGAGAACUUUGGGAUGAAUUUGAUGCUCUUAUGUCAUGUCCUGGAUGUGCUUGUCCUGAGUCAAAGAUGUAUGCUCAACAUUUUGAGUAUCAAAGACUACUUCAGCUCCUUACUGGACUAAAUGAGUCCUACUCUCAGUCAAGGAGCCAGAUUAUGAUGAUGUCUCAUCUACCUAGUAUAAACAGAGCAUACUCUAUGUUGGUCGAUCAGGAAAGUCAGAGAAAUCUUGUUAAUAUGCCACAAGUAGCUCAAGUUUCUAAGGCCUUGGAGAAUUUAGCUAUGUACAGUAACAAAGGCACAAAUAAUACUGGAAGCUACAAACAAAAGAGGGAUCAAGUUCAAUGUGAAUAUUGCCAUUAAAAGGGGCAUAGCAAGGAAAACUGUUAUAAGUUGAUUGGAUACCCUCCUGACUUCAAGUCCAAGAAGAAAGGUGCCAAUAGUGGGCAGUAUGCAAAUCAGAUGUAUAGUACAGAGGUAAACUAUGCAGACAGAUGUAGUAUGGGAAAUAGUGUAGCUUCUAAUGUGGUUCAACAAGGCAGAGUUGGAAAUCAGUCUAAUGCAGGUGUUUUACAACCACAACCAGCAAAUCAGUCUGCAUUCUUUCAGCAAAUGCCACUCUCUACUCCUGUUUUUACUCCUGAACAGUAUCAACAAAUAGUUCACUUGUUAUCCAAAGGAAGCACAGAAGGAUCAGAAUCAUCAAGCAAGUCAACUGUUGCAGGUAUUCUAAACAAAGUGAAUGCAUUUAUGUCUCACUGUGUUAAUGACAAGUGGAUUGUUGACACUGGGCAUCAAACCAUAUGACUUCCAGCCUUGAAAUACUACAUGACUAUAAAGCACUCCCAAACACAGAAGAAAACAAAGUACAAUUACCUACUGGUAGUGUGGCAUCAGUAUCACACACAGGAAAUGCUUCGCUAUUGAGCAAUCAUGAAAUCUCUAAUAUCUUGACCUCUUCAGUGGUCAGGUGAAGGGAAUUGAUAGAGAAGAACCUAGUUUAUACAUACUGCGUGGGAGUACCUCUAUAACAAACUCAUCUCAGUCAACAAAUAAAUGUGCCAACACAACAAAUGAAGUUCCUGCUUCUUCAGCAAGUGAUGCAUAUAUAUCUCCACCUGUUUCCAGUACUUCCUCUAGAACACAUGUAUCUAGUACUUGCAGUUUAUGGCAUAAGAGAUAGAUGUAAUAAAGAAGAUAGAAGCAUUGAAUGAGCUGACAACAGGAGUUCUUAGUCAACCCUGUACUGUAUGUCCUUGUUGCUAAACAAACUAAGAUGCCCUUCCAGCUAAGUAAUACUACUUCUAAGUUUGUUUUUGAGCUAGUUCACUGUGAUAUUUGGGGACCAUAUAGAGUACCUACGCAUGAUGGUAAAAGGUACUUUGUCACCAUAGUUGAUGAUUCCAGCAGGUUUACUUGGAUAUUUCUUUUGAAUUGCAAAUCAGAAGCAAUUGUAGUUCUAAGAGACUUUCUUACUCAAGCAAGUAAUGUGUUAACAGAUAAUGGAAGUGAAUUCUUUAGUACUGCAUUCAA
Nicotiana tabacum (common tobacco) is the source of this 2329-nucleotide messenger RNA. RefSeq lists its product as uncharacterized. The record is from RefSeq and is a predicted model, not a curated record. NCBI's taxonomy places the organism in Eukaryota, Viridiplantae, Streptophyta, Magnoliopsida, Solanales, Solanaceae.